This is a messenger RNA of Rhinocladiella mackenziei CBS 650.93, 927 nucleotides long. RefSeq lists its product as uncharacterized. The transcript has a single exon. The coding region runs from base 1 to 927 and encodes 308 amino acids. The record is from RefSeq and is a predicted model, not a curated record. NCBI's taxonomy places the organism in Eukaryota, Fungi, Ascomycota, Eurotiomycetes, Chaetothyriales, Herpotrichiellaceae.
AUGCAGCUGACGGCAGUUGUCGCCGCCUCAGCUUUGUUGCUCGUGGCUGCAGCCGACCUCGGUUCGGCCAAAUCAAUUAUGCAUCUCCCCAAUGCAAUUAGAAGGAGAAAUCACUUGGAGGAUAUGAGGAGAGAUGCUGGACGACUUCUCCGUCGAGAACCACAAGGAUCGAACUCGCUUCUUUCCGUGGCCGAACCAACCGCGGCAACGAACGAAACCAUUGCCACGGCUUGCACCAAUGCUUUGGAAGGACUCACCUCAGUCGAGAACGCUGCCGGCAUGGCGGCUUGCUACAAUAUCAUGCAAUACGAUCCCAAGCAGGGUGCCUUUGAGGCGGACCUCCGACUUUAUCAGAUGUUUGAUGCAACCGGAAAGUUUCAGGAUGUGGCUGUGAAUGAUAUCAUGAUCAGUGUGACAUAUCCGGCCAGCACCAUGUUUCAAUCAUUGACUAAGAGAAGGAAGAGAGAUGUGGUGGAACGACAAUCCAGUAUGGCUGAAGUUCAACAAUAUUCACUCCUUGGCACAUUCCAGAGCAAUUUGGAACUCAGCAAGCUCAAUGAAACUCAAAUCAUGUCAUUGAUGCUCCCUGAUGUUAAACUCAACGCCGUCGACGACUCGCAAGAACCCAUCACUGCAAACAUCACUGCAGCUGAUGGAGCUUGGUUUGUAGUGGGUGAAUUCCAAGGAGAAUUCAAGGACACUCUUGUGACAUCGACCGCGGCCGCUGCAGCCAUUAGUGCCGCUGUACCUUUCGUGUUGCCGGGAACCAGUUUGGGUAUCUUUCCCACAGGAUUGAUUGUUACCUGUGCCUGGACACUCUUGUUCUUUCUGGCGUAUGGCCUUGGCACACUGGGCCGCAUCAAGUAUAGGGAUGCUUAUAGAAAGAGAAAAGCUGCUCAGGCUGGGCGAACUGGCAAGAGGAUAUAA